Molecule: messenger RNA, 7437 nt
Organism: Drosophila kikkawai
Lineage: Eukaryota; Metazoa; Arthropoda; Insecta; Diptera; Drosophilidae
Gene: OtopLc
Product: Otopetrin-like c
Biological process (GO): proton transmembrane transport
Cellular component (GO): membrane
Molecular function (GO): proton channel activity
Source: RefSeq, a predicted model, not a curated record
UUCUUCCUUGUGCAUUUUAGGGAUACACACAAUGUGCGUGUGCAGUGAAAUGGAGUGAAAACGCCAAAGACCAAGGAUUAACAACCUAAUAAUAAACUUAAUAUAAACUUGAAGCAGUAAUUAAACGAAACAGAGAAAUAUCCCCCUCCCCCCACGAAAAGGACAACACACGUGACUGUGUGCGUGCGUGUGCUGCGUAUGUGUAUGAGUGUGUGAAGGAAUUUCCUUCUGGCAGAAAGAAAUCCCGUUAGAUAAAAGCAGAAAAGCGAGCCGAAAUGGACAGCUCGCCGGAUCUGUCGCUGAAGCUCCGACGCGGCAGCAGCGAUUCGCGUGACAAUUUUUACAUGGACUUUGCCCAGGGCAUCGACUCCGAUAUCGAGGAGGUGGACACAGCCCAGGCUCAGGGUCAGGGCCAGGAGGUACCACCGCCACCGCCGCCACUGCCCACAGUUUCGCUGGCCGAGGAGGUAAUGCUUCUGGUGGCACCACCGCCGCCGCCACUGCCCACGCUGCUGGGCCAGCCGCUGCCCACGCUGACAGAGACGGAUGACAUACCGCCAACGCCCACGCCACCGCCACAGCAGGAAGAGGACCAGGAUCCCCAGGAGGAUGAUCAGGAGGAGGAGGAUGAAGAGGAGGUGGAGGAGGAGCCGGAGCCCGAGGAGGAGGGAGCUGGCUCUGUGCUUGAUCUGGCGCUGAUACCACCGCCACCAUUAUCCCCGCUCGAUGAUGCCGGCCUGCGGACCGAUGAUGAUGGCGAGGGCGAGGAGACCGAUGAUGCCGAGGAUGCUGUGCCCAUGCCACUGCCCCAGGAGCAGCCUGAAGAAGCACAAGAAGAGUUGGAGGAGAAUCCCGAAGAGGAGAAGGAAGAUUCCGAUGAUGAGGACAAGUCAACGCCACCGCCACCACUGCCGCCGCUACCAUCGAAUCUCUCCUAUGUCCAGGGACACAAUCUCGGCCAGGUGGUUACACCGCCGCUCACCAAAUCACCAUCCACUUCACCCUCACCGCCCGUGACCCCGCCGCCGUGUCCAGAGCUCAAUCUCAGCCGAAUGGUAUCCUCGCCACCGGCUCAGCACAUCAGCCAGAUACCGCCACUGACGCCCUCGUCGGAAAGCGAGAACGAAGCUGAAUCCCAGCCCAAUUCGCCGCCUCUGCCGAAUCCCCGACUGGAACCCGAGGCUGAAGUUGAACCGGAACCGGAGCCGGUGAGUGGAGCUCGCGAGGACUACAGUCGUUCGUUGGACAACGAGGAUGAGUCCACCACAAUUACCACACCGCCAAGCAAUGGCUAUUCGGCCUCCUCGAUCAUAGCACCGCCGCCAGAGCAUUUUGGUGAGCUGGACGAGGACAGGGGCUUUAUACCGCCACCGCCACUUGACCAGGCAGAUGAGGAGGAGGAGGAGGAGCCUGAGCCGGAGCCCGAUAAUGAAGAGGAGGAGGAAGAGCUAACCAAGGUGGAGACGGAUGAACUGUCCGUGGACAGGGAAUCGCUGCAGGAGCAGCCCGGCGACAGCAUUAGCUCGCCGCGAGCGGCCAGCAUAGCCAGCGGUGCCCUGGCUGGCCUCACCGGCUCCAUAUCCGCCUCCAUCGGUGGUGGAGGAUCUCCGAAGCCGGAGAGCCGUGGACCCAGUCGCAGUGGCAGCCAGCGAUCGCAGCAGAUGAGGGGAUCACAACCAGGAUCGCGGCAGAGCUCACAGCCAGGAUCAAGGGCUGGCUCCCAGCCAGGAUCUCGAAUUGGUUCACGCACGGGAUCCGUGGCCUCGGCUGGCCAUGCUGCCGGCAUCCUCUCUCCCCAGGCCUCGAUCAAAUCGCAGACAUCGGUUCGGAGUCCGGCGGUGUCGCAGCGUCAGAGCGUACAGAGCCCGCCGGCUGGUGAGGGUGCUCCGGUGAUGCCAUCGCCACCGCUAAUGCGUAGCCCACCGCCGGAGCUGGCCCGCCAGAUGCACAGUCCGCCAAGGAUCACAACACCGCCGCGGGUCUGCAGUCCUCCACUGGUGAGCAGUCCGCCUAAGCUGGCGGAGACGGCAGCCACUGCCGCCGCUGCUGCUGCCGGAGUCACCAAGGAGCCAGCCAGCUCCCUAAGUUCCGCUGCUGUUGGCGAACCCUUGGAGCCACCGCUGGCCACCGUUAGCUACCAGGAUGAGCAAAAACCAAAGCCGGCUCCGGCGACCGUGGUCACCAGCCAGCCAGCCCGGGCUCACUUUACCAGCAGUCACCAUCACUAUCACUUGCCGCACCAGUUCCAGCAUCCCCACCAUCAGAACCAUCACACGCACAGUGUCCGGGUGCCCACGCCUACGGUGCCCAGCAGUUAUGCACCGCCGCCAUCGUCUUCGGAGGGCGGCAGUUCACCCGGUGAUCAGCGUCGUCGUCUCAUGACGCCCGCUUCCGUUUCCGGUGCCGGUGCUGGGCUGUUAGCCGCCACAUCCGCAUCCUCGGCUGGCCCAGACUUAGCAGUGGCCGUGUCGCCGGGCCGGGUAUCGGCUCGUUCCGGUUCGCAGCAUCAUGUGACCAUCGAUGAGUCGAGUUUGCCGCACAAGAGCAGCAUCCAGGAGACACCAGGACCCAGUGGCCUGAUCGUGGGCACCGGUGAGGGUGAUGGCGAUCGGGAUAUUGGACGCGGAGGCGGUGGCGGUGGCGAUAGCUCUGAUCCCCCCUCAUCGCCAGGAGGCAGUAGCUCACAGCCAGGAGGAGGCGGUGGCCUGGGUAGCCAGCGGGAGGAGGGGCAGCUGGCAUUGAUGUAUCACUCGCACCAGCUGACCAACUAUCCGGUGCUGCCGGCCAUCAAGCGCACCCACCGGCCAUCCUUUGUGUAUCCGCCAAUGCCGAGGGUCAAGGCCGGCGAUGCCUUGGCCACCUUAUUCUCUGCACUUUAUGGCAAACUUUUGGUGGUUAUGGGCAUAGCCUUUCCCAUGGCCGAGGUCAUUUCCACCUAUAUUCCGCCAUCCUUCUAUGAGGUGUACUAUUUGUACUUGUACAUAGGCAGCAUGAUUUUCCUGCUCUUUAUGUACGCCACCCUGCUCUGGGGACGACCCAAGUUGCCAGUGCCCAUAGCCACCUCUCCCAACAAAUCGACGACCAAGGCCAGUGGCACGGACAGCAUGGAUGAAUCGGACACGGAUAGCAACUCGGUGCAUCGCCGCCUGCCACCGGCAAUACCAGUGCGGCGACCCUCGCUGCUCUCCCCCCUGGGCAGGCAGCAUCACUAUGGCAGCUUCUACCUACGCAUGGGGGCUGUGGCCUUUGGUAUUGGCAGCAUGAUCUAUUCGGGCCUGGAGUUUGGCCAGUACUUUGAGCUCAAUCCGGAUACCAAAUGCCACAAUGUGCUGCUGGCCCUGACACCGGCCACCCGAAUGGCCUUCAUCUUCAUCCAGAUGUACUUCAUUUUCCUGAACAACGAACAGAUCAAGGUGUAUCGCUACAAGAUUAUCGCACGCUUCGGCCUGAUGCACAUGAUCGGGACCAAUCUGGCCGUAUGGCUGAAUGUCCUCAUUCAGGAGACAAAGCAUGAGAUUUUGACCUUUUACAAUCCGGAGAAUCGUACGUUGAGGAUUUCGCAUAGGAUACCAGGACACUCGCGUGGUCAUGCCAUCAUACCGCAUGAUCCAACGGCGCAUUUGAGAGUGCCCCGCGGGCUCAAGGGACCCUAUCAGAUUUUUGAGUGCCGCCGAACAAACAUCAUUGGUACUUUGGUGCAGGAUGCCUCUCCAUUUCUAUUUCCCUGCACUAUUGAGUACUCGCUGAUCUGUGCCGCCAUACUGUAUGUGAUGUGGCGCAGCAUCUCCCGACCACAGACACCGAAUACACCUCAACGUCCGGACAUGAUUAGCUCACCGAUGAAGCGUUCGCCGCAUCAUUAUUCGGUGGACUGUGCCCGCGCCCACAAGGGUCUGUUUGUGGGCAUUCUCAUCCUAGUGCUGACCAUCAUCUCACUGAUUAUUUUCUUUGUUUUGAUUUCGCGACCCGAAUUUGUGGCCAUGGCCGUGACGGAGGUGACCAUUUGUGAGUUGCUUAUUUAUGGCACAGCCACAAUUGCCACAUUGCUGGGCAUGAUACAGAUCCGGCAUUUGCAGUAUGAUGCCUACAGAAGCUUCUCCCUGGAUGAUAUACUAUUGGUGGGUGCUCAAACGGGUUCGUUUCUGUAUAAUAUCUUUACCGUAAUUGCCGGACACUUUACGCUGCGCAGCGAUGAUAUGCUGGUACCCAUUAAUGCCUUGGCUUCGAUUGUUCAAACUGCCUGCCAGACAAUGUUUAUAUUGGAUGCCAGCCGUCGACAGGCUGUUAGUCCAGAGCAUAUAAGAAAGAAGCCAGGACGGGAGAUAGUCACCUUUAUGCUGGUGGUCAAUCUGGCCAUGUGGGCGAUUAGCACGUUGGAGAAAUCACGAGCAGAAUCCCAUCCCAUACAAUUGAACUUUUAUGGGCUGUGGGCCUGGACAAUCAUAACGCAUGUAUCGAUGCCAUUGGCUAUAUUCUAUCGUUUCCAUUCGACAGUUUGCUUGUGCGAGAUCUGGAAGCGGGCCUAUAAGCUAAAGCCAACGUAUAUGUGAGAGUUUGCCCGCUCGCGCAUCCAAAGCAUUGCGCAGCAGCAUCAAUUUUGUGAGGAUCUCAAAACGAAUUUGUCCUACUGCUAUUGCUCUACAACGCUGGCGGGCGGUGAACUGGAGACCGUCGAGGAGGUGGACAGUGGGGAGAGUAAUUCAGCUGAAGGUGGAGCAGGAGCAGAAGCUGUACAACAAGAGGAAGAAGGGGAGCUAGGCGGCGACAGGUGUCAGGGUUUGAGGGCACCCAUCCGGGCGCUGUCGCCGCAAUCUCUGAAUACGGAGAAGGCCUUCUGUCCGGUUUACGUGAUCAAUGGCGAAUGAGUUUACGCGCAUUUUGAGUUCAUUGAUGCCCUCAGUGGCCAUGAGCUCAGCUUUGUCUAGGACAUAACCACCAUCACCCACCAUUAGAGACACCACCCAGAAAACGAACCAGCGCAUCCCUAGACACAAGCCCCUUUUAAAGACAUAUCCCGACAAAAAAAGAGAUAUAGAAAGGAUAUUUAGAGCGAGAGUUAUACAAGCAAUACAGCAUUAGUGGGUAUCCUUUCAGGAUUUAGGCAGAAAACAUCACUCUAAAGGAUAUGCCAGUUAUUUGUAGAGAGUAUUCAUGUUCAGCAUCCCUCAUAUACUAAAGGAAAGUUAAGCCAAAAUUCAAGAAUAUAUCGAAAAAAAAAGGGUUAGGCUUUGCUAUGAAAAGCAUUUUAUAUGUUUAUAUACACACUAUAUAGAACUGAAACUGAGUAAGAAUCAGCGGGUUGUUAAACUAAAGAUCAGCUAAAGCCAGGAUAAAGGAUAUUUACUUGAAAGUGAAAUCGUAAGAGAAGGAGAAGUCAUUUGAACCCCACCAGGAACCGCAUAAAACCCACACUGGACUACCAAGUAGACAGUUGACACAUUCAAACACUCACAGCCUAGCACCUAAGGUUAUAAAAAAACAAAAAAAAAAAAACAUAUAUAUACUCACUCCAUUAUAAUGUAGACAUUCGAUGAGUAUCCUUUUUCCCCAUUAUAUAAUUAUUGUUGAGAUAUUACGUUGAUCAUUAAGCGAAAUCUGUUGAAGCAGCCGUAGGUGAUCUUCGGUGUUGUUAGGAACCUUGUUUCCUUCCCCAUUUUCUUAUAUAUUUUAUAUUAUUGUGAUAGGCAGCGUUUGUGUUUUGUGCUUGUUUACCCAUACAACAUCUAAUUCAGUAUUAGAAAGGCUCAAACAAAAAAAACAAAACAAAAGAAAAACUAGAAGAAAGACAAAUCAGAUAUUGGAAAGGAAAUCACUUACUGUAAGACACGCACAAGAGUAAAAUUUUAAGGAGAUAUAAAUGAAUAUGAAUAUGAAUAUGAAUGUGUGUUCUUUUUUUUUAUAUAUAGUCAUACCAUAAUGGUAUAUAUAAGGUAUCUAGGAUAUAGAUGACGAUAUUUUUCAAUGCCAAAGAGUUCUUUACGUAGCCUAUGUUAUAUGAUUGUCACGAGAUUGGGUUUUUCAUUUGAAUCUACUCACUCAUCCAUUGUAUAUUCAAAAAAAAAAAAAAAAAAACAAAAGUUAAGUAAAAAAUGCCAAAAACGAAACAAGAAGAAAUCAAGGAGUCAAAAGGAGUUAAAAAGAGCAAAUAAAAACAAGUAUAUUAUAUAUAUAAAAAAUAUAUUUAAAUUAAAUUAGUUAUUUCAAUUUUAUACUCGUACUAAAUUUUUAACUAGAAUUAACUGUAAACUUUAUAUGCAUUUUCUUAUAUGUAUUUAUAUAUUGUACACCGACUCGGACACUGCUCUAAAAAAAACAAAAAAAAAAAAAAAAAAACAAAGAAAUCGAAAUCAAAUUGAAUCCAAAAUCAAAAUUUAAUAUUGAAUAUAUAUAUAUAUAUAUAUUUACAGCCCGAUUGUAUUAGAAUUUAUGGGAAACUAAGUAGUUACAAUGAGCCAUAGUUAUCGAAGUCUCAUUAGAGGAACUCCUAUUCCACGUAGAAACCGAUAAAAUACGAUAACAAACAAAAACCCAAAAACCGAUAGAACAAAAGAGAUUAAAGAAAGCGAAAAUGAUAACGAAAAACGAAAAGAAAUAUGCAAGUUAUACCCAAAACAUUAUUUGUUCUUAUUACUCAGUAAAAAAACAAAAAGGAAAAUCAAAAUAAAUGUAACAAUUGUGGGACUCAUUUCAUCGUCUGUUAUCGAUAGGUCUUCUUUAGCCAACUUUUUUAAAACUCUACAAGUCAUUCCUUUACUUUUCCAAGGUUUCACCUUCUAAAAUAUUUCAACUAUUUUUCUUACAUUUAAAAACCAAGAGUCCUCUAUUUAGAAAUUAUUCAGAUAUUCUUUAGGAAUAUCUGCAGAUAUAUAUUCAUGAUGUAGCUUUAGAUUAAGGAUAGUAUUUCCUAUAUUUCAGGCAAACUGUUGCAGUUUCUUUUUCAGAUUUCUAUCAACUUUAAAAACUAUAUAUUUCUUUCUGAUAAAUACAGACGAGAAAGUUCAUAUUUAGCCUUUAAAUUUACCUCUAAAAUUCCUCUAUAAUUCCCUUAAACUUCCCUUAAAACUUCCCUUAAAACUUCCCUUAAACUUCCCUUAAACUUCCCUUAAAACUUUCCUUAAAUUUCCCCCCCGAAUAAUACUAAAAACAAAUACAACUUGGACUAAGCCUAGGAAAAGCAGUUUGUAUUAAGUGUUACAAGUAUUUAUAUGUAUUUACAAUAAUGGCUAUGAAGAUAAAGUUAAACACCCGUAAAAAAUCCACAAAAAUAACAACUAGUCGUCAAUGUUCUGUGUUCCCCAGCAAAUACACCACCACCCAUAAGAAAAUACAAAAUAAUAAUAAAAAAAAAAAAAAAAAACUAUAAUGACUAUAAAAGAGCAGUAAAUAUGCAAUAAAUAUGAUUAAUAAAUUGAAACGUAAUUCGAUUACUAUGGAAAA